Lates calcarifer (barramundi perch) is the source of this 1979-nucleotide messenger RNA. It is a transcript of the gene ldlrap1a, whose product is annotated as low density lipoprotein receptor adaptor protein 1a. The coding region runs from base 151 to 1083 and encodes 310 amino acids. Gene Ontology annotation, cellular component: early endosome. NCBI's taxonomy places the organism in Eukaryota, Metazoa, Chordata, Actinopteri, Centropomidae. The record is from RefSeq and is a predicted model, not a curated record. The transcript is spliced from 9 exons.
CACGUGUGCUGACCGUUUAAAUAGCGGUAUUUCUGACAACACUGGAAGGCACCACAAGUCCAUCCUCCCCAUCAGCAGUCUGGUCAACAACAUUUCUCCUGGAAGACUCAGCAGCGAACUUCACCGACUCCCGCACUUUAAAACACCGACAUGGAUGCCCUAAAGUCGGCUGGGAGAGCUAUUAUCCGGAGCCCGAGCAUGGCGAAACAGUCGUGGACCGCCGGUAGACACAGAAAGCUUCCAGAGAACUGGACUGACACAAGGGAGACCAUCUUAGAAGGCAUGACCUUUAACCUUCGUCACCUUGGCAUGACACUAGUGGAUCAGCCCAAGGGAGAGGACCUAUCAGCUGCUGCUGUAAAGAGGAUUGUUGCCACGGCUAAAGCCAGUGGGAAGAAGCCUCAGAAGGUUGCUCUCAAGGUUUCUCCUCAGGGAAUAGUGCUGUACGACAGCUUGACCAAUAAACUCCUGGAAAAUGUGUCCAUAUACAGAAUAUCUUACUGCACAGUGGACAAACUGCAUGAUAAAGUGUUUGCUUAUAUCGCUCAAAACACCCUCAAUGGGACCCUGGAGUGCCACGCCUACCUCUGCGCCAAGAGGAAAGUGGCUCAGGCAGUGGCUUUGACAGUAGCCCAGGCCUUCACAGUAGCUUUUGAACUCUGGCAAGUGGCCAAAGAAGAGAAAGGGAAAAGAGUGAAGUCUGGUUCAGCUGGAGAAGGCAGCAGUAGUUCACAUUCAGAGAGAUCUAACAGCCUGGGGAGCCUGAAAGGGACAGAUGUUGCCACAGACAACCUCCUGGACUUUGAGGACAGUGUGAAUGUUGUAGUUGAGACCAAUGGGAAUGUAGAAGAGGAUCAGUUGGACAACCACAGGCCCUCUGAGACCAAUAACAACCCUGCCUGGGAAAUAGAAGAUGGUUUGGAUGAAGCCUUCUCCAGAUUGGCAGUGUCGCGUACUAACCCCCAGGUCCUGGACAUUGGGGUGACACCUCAAGACUGGCUCACUGAGCCCGACUGGGACUGCACCAACGGAAACACUCCACGCGGUCUCAGCCCAUUUGGGGAUGAUAUCUUCGGUUUCUGACCACCUUAACACAGCAGAGAGAGAGAAAGAGAGACGACAACUAAGGAGAGGAGGAUUGUCUUUAUGUCUUCCUAUGAAUUAACGAGGCAUCACUGUCACUGUUUAUUUGAGAUGAAGAGACACUAAGUCCAUAAGGGAAUAAGUAUAGAACUGUGAGAUUAUGUUUGGCCUCUCCUCCUUGUUGUUGCCUUCUUCACAUGGACAGUUCCUCCCAUCUUUGUGGUAACAGCAUGGGCUGCUGCCCCUGCACACCAAAGCAAUAAUAUCUUCUUUUACGGUCACUCAGUCUCUCCUAUUAAUACACUGCAAACAUCCUUACAAACAUAUAUGUUCACCAAGUCAUCUUAUGUCAUCAUUUGUUGUCCUUUGUGUACUUAAGAUUUUCUGUUUCUGUAGUUUUGCCAUCAUAAUCAGUGUUGUAUGUUGUUUGUAUGUUUAGUUAUAAUUUAUAGUUUUAUAUUAUUUUUUUAUGGAUGAAGAGAAGGAUUCAUCUCAAACUGAUGAACAGAUUGUAUCAACAGGCCUUAAAAACAGCAGGACAAUCAGCUAUGCUACAUCUUUCAGUUAAAAAGUUGAAUGGUUGUUUACACACAGUAUCAGUGGAUUUAGUUAAUGUGAGGAUUUGGCCUUCCACCGCCUUGGAUGUAAACUGAUGAUUGUUUUAUUUCUAUAAUCUGAAAAUCACUCUAGUUGUUGUAUUUAUAUGAAAUCUACUGGUGGCUCAUUGAGGACAGGUUGUUAAAGGCAUUACUUUUUCUCUGCAGUGUAACAGCGUUGUCUUGAGUGAAGCCCAGAUGUGCUCGCGUUUCAUUGUGACCAUUUCAGUGUACAUUAUAAUCAAUCAGCAUUGUAUAGAAUUACAAUAUAUUCAUGAUUAAAAAAUGAUAGUUUCGGUA